Fusarium falciforme is the source of this 708-nucleotide messenger RNA. RefSeq lists its product as hypothetical. The record is from RefSeq and is a predicted model, not a curated record. The transcript has 3 exons. Lineage: Eukaryota; Fungi; Ascomycota; Sordariomycetes; Hypocreales; Nectriaceae. Bases 1 to 708 code for a protein of 235 amino acids.
AUGGCCGCCAAAUCCCCCGUUGUCCUCAUCCUCGGCGCAGGUCCUAAUAUCGGCCAGGCCGUCACCCGCACCUUUGCCUCCAAGGGCUACAAGGUGGCCCUUGCCGCCCGCUCACUAAAGGAGGGCGACAGCACCGAGAGCCAGCUGAACAUCCCGAGCGACUUCUCCAAGACCGACGAUGUGGUCAAUGCCUUUACGAAAGUGAAGAAGGUGUUUGGCAUCCCCAGUGUCGUCAUCUACAAUGUCAGCGCCGUGCACUUCACCCCCGCCGACGACCCCUUCGCCCUCUCCUUUGCCGACUUCAGUGUCGACACGACCAUCAACAUCCACAGUGCCUUUAUCGCCGCGCAACAGGCCGUCUCGGGCUUUGCACAGCUUCCGGCAUCGGCCGCACGCACCUUUAUCUACACCGGCAAUGUCCUCAACGUCGCCACCCUCCCGAGAUUUCUCGCCCAGGGCGUCGGCAAGUCGGGCGCCGCUCACAUGAUCUGGGUGGCCUCGGCGGCGUACAAAGACCGUGGAUACAAAUUCUACUAUGCCGACGAACGGAAGGCGGACGGAUCGCCCAAAUACCGCGUCGACGGCGACUCACAUGCAAAUCUCUACUGGGAGCUGGCCCACGCCAAAACACAAGGCCCGUGGCUGCAGACAUUCGUCCAAGGUGUGGGAUAUAAGAGUUUCGACACCAUAUAUACGCCUCUCGCGUGA